AUGCCUGCCAUGCUCGAUGACCCCAGCGCUCCCACAAUCUACCGAGCUUCAGGGUCCGCACCUUUUCCAGAUCCUCACGACACUAACCCCGCACUACCCCUCGAUGUCUUCCCUCGACAGGUUACUCUACGUGACCGAGUGACAGUCGCUACAAUCGUACCUUUCGCGUCACAAAACAGGGUUCCUCCCUCGCUUCUCGCAUAUCUCAGUGACCAAUUCAAAAAGGAAGUCGAAUUGGGCGACACAUAUCCUAUGCUUGAUACUAUGCCACCUGAGAAGUUUGCAUCUUAUUGGUUUCAAAACUUCGGUGCAGUAAUGCUUCUUGGUAAUAUCGAGUCCGCAGAUGAAGUAGUCGAAGGCAAGAACUGGGCAACAGAAUGCCUAGGUAGUUAUUAUAUCAAGCCCAACUAUCCAGGACGUAGCUCUCACAUCUGCAACGCCGGAUUUCUCGUCACAGACGCUGCACGAGGCAGAGGUGUCGGGCGUCUACUUGGCGAAAGCUACCUCCACUGGGCUCCACUUCUCGGCUACACAUACUCGGUUUUCAAUCUCGUAUAUGAGACAAACGUAGCUUCUUGUCGCAUUUGGGAUGCACUAGGGUUCAAGCGUAUUGGGCGUGUCAAGGGUGCGGGAAACCUCAAGAGCUAUCCAGGGCAAUUCAUCGAUGCUAUUAUAUAUGGGCGGGAUUUAGGGCCUGAUGGCUCCGACUUCGUGAGUGAAGAACGCUUCGAUAAAAUCAAAUUCUACUUGAAACAUAAAGAAUAUCCAUUGGGUGCUGAUCGCGCGGAAAAAAGCAGACUUCGUAGCGCGGCCACACAUUACAAACUACUACCGGACGAGGAUAAGCUCAUGUUGAAAGGGAAGGAAGUCAUCAGUGACCCGCAAAAACAAUACGAGAUUGCGAGGGGUAUACAUGUACUACAACAUGGUGGAAUCAACAAAACCACAGCUAUUAUCGCCGAGAAAUAUCACUGGAUUAGAAUCAAAGAGACGGUUAGUCUAGUAAUUAAGAACUGUGGAGAAUGCAAAGAAUUGGGCAAGGCACCAUUUGUUAAACCAGAUUAUCAAGCUCAGCUAGCCCGUCAAUCUACUCCUAAAAGUCAAGAUGUAACAGAUGCAAACAUACUAUCUUUACCCGAGCAACAACAACUCAACCAUCAUCGGGAUCUUCAUCAUCAUCACCAGCAGCACCAUGAUCAGCAACCACAACCCUCCCAUUUGCAGCAUGAUUUCCAGCAAAUGCAACACCACCAUGACCACACCAGUACAUCCGUAUCACCACAAGUCCUUAACCGCAGACUACCAUCUCACUCUCCCCAUCCUCACAGUAGUCCCAUUAUUCACCUCAAACAACAUCAACCGCCUAUUUCCCAAAUGCAACUUCAUCACGCAGAAACUCGUACACAAUCUCAAGCUCGGGCUCAAGCCCACUCCCAAUCACAUGCCCCAUCGCAUAGACAUUCUGCAACAGAUUACCUACAAAUAGAUCCUCAAAUCAUGGAUUACACACAUACAUCUCAUUCUCCGCAUCCGCAUUUUGACGCGCAUCAUGAACAUGAUACGGAUUCUUUUCAGGCGAUGUUGGAAAACAGGGAUGUAGAUGUAGACGGGGGUGUUGGGGAUGAGGGCACUGGCGUGGAUGGAGAUAUUGAUGACAUGCUUGUGGAUCAAGAUGAAGUAGAAGUAGUGCACAUCGGAGAUAUAGGAACAGUGGAUAAUAAUACUGGAGAUGAUAUAAAUGCUGAUGAGACGAUGAAUGAUCCAAUGGGAAAUGGAAGACAUAAAUCUCAUGAUGAUGUUAUGGCUACGGCGAGAUUGGCGCAGGAAAUGAUUUCCAGGGGGGUGAUGGAUGGGAAUGGGGGGUGA
Botrytis fragariae is the source of this 1866-nucleotide messenger RNA. RefSeq names its product putative histone acetyltransferase spt10 protein. The record is from RefSeq and is a predicted model, not a curated record. NCBI's taxonomy places the organism in Eukaryota, Fungi, Ascomycota, Leotiomycetes, Helotiales, Sclerotiniaceae. The transcript has a single exon. Gene Ontology annotation, molecular function: acyltransferase activity, transferring groups other than amino-acyl groups. The coding region runs from base 1 to 1866 and encodes 621 amino acids.